AUGUCGACGCGAUACGAUGAUGUGGGGACUCCCUGCCCCACAGCCUGGAGAAGAGACAGCAAACUGCCCUUUAGAAACAGCACGUAUAUUAGUGACUUCUAUGAUGAGUUUGGGCUUUGCGAAGGCGAUACUGCCCCAAUCGACUUUACUGCUGAUGUCCGCACCCCGUUAACAAAAGUGAAACCGAGGAAGGGAGGCCAGGCAAAAGCGUUCAGUAUUCACGAGGAUGGGCUUGAUAACUUCGGGCCCGUGAAGGGCAAACCAACUGAGCCAGGCCUACGUCCAAAUGUCAAACCUAUAUGCAAAAGCUCGUCGAUGUUCUCUCAACCAGCUCAAAGAUUUCAACGACCUAGAGUCAGUUUCGCCGCUCUGGAAGCGCCGAAAGCAGAAGAACCUGCCGUGCAACGGAAAAGCCCUCCACAACCUAAUAAGUCACCUAUCAUAAGCAAUCGCAUUACGACGCAGAAAGAGGAGCAACCACCAGUCAUUGCCGCCGAUCCUCUGAAGAAGUCAAUUAGGAGAAGAACAAUUUACAUUCCUUCUGAAGACACAACUGUGCCCUCUGUUUUCAUGGGUAUAUUCAGCCCAAUCAAAAACGUAAAUCCUCUUAAAAGAAAUGACGAUGUCACCGAAGCUUCUGAGAUUGGGAGCUUAGAAUCCAAGAUUAUUCGGAAGCGGUCAGCAAGGAAGUCACUCUCCGUCGCGCCUCGCCGCGCACCUCUUCAGCCUACCUUAAAACCGAUGCAAGAAUCUAGCAUAAAACAGGAUAUACCAGGUCAGAAUGGUGGAAAGGAGAACAUGCCUCCAGGCGGUGUAACCAUUUCUAGCACCAAACAUGGGAAACUUAAAGGGGAAGAUUUCCCUGUCUUCGAUGUGCCGCAUGUUGAAAAGAGGAAGAGUGCAGGCGCCGUGGAGCCCGUGAAAAGGGCUCCAUCCAUUGUUAAGUCAGCCGUGGAAGCGAAGCCAGAGACUCGGAGCAAUCCUCCGCCCGCGAACAGGAAGCCCCUUGGUAAUAAACCAAGUGUGACCCUGAACUCCAAAAUAAGCUUGCGGGGAAAAAACACCUUUAAUCCAAAGACCAACGUAAAGGCUGUCCCAAGUCAGGGGUCCAGACCACCACGCUCGUCUCCUGUCCCUAAGCUCUCAGCAAGAGGGAAGCCUGCAGUGACACAACGAGCUCCAACGAAACUUACAGGUCCCAAGACCCUUCAGUUAAGAAUCGAUCAGAAAUAUCCUCUCCUAAGCGAAGACAUAUCUAACCCCGCUAUGUAUGAGGAGAAUUGGCUUGCACAUCAAGAGGCGGCAAUCACUCAACUUGCACGAGCCUUCUGGGGAUCUACCAAGGAGCCCCCUUCUCCCUCCUAUACAAGCGAAUCCCACGCAUCUCUACUAUACGGUUCAUUGGGCGUACCUAGAGAUGUAUUGGCUCGCGGAAAUGGUUUGAAGGAGGACAUCGGACGAAAACGCACAUUCUUGAAUUUUUGGAUAGAAACUUAUGACCUAUCCGCGCUUCGAGCCGCCGCGGAAACAGUGAUCGGUCGAAGAAUACCCGUCCCAAGUCGGCCAUCUAGACUCAGCGAUUCCAAGACUUCGGUUUUUCCAAGGGAGGGCAGACACCUCCGUCGUACAUUGGAGUCAUUUUUGGAAACAUUUAUUCUUCGAAACGAGGAUGUUGGGCCUACAAUUGCUAGCCUGGAUGGGGAGGAUGUUGGUACACCGCGUUGGUCGUAUCGAAGAACUAUUCUGCGCAGUAUCAUGAUAAUUGUGCUCCUCGACAAGGCGAGGUCAAAUUCAGGAACUACACUGCCGCGAUGUUUGUUUAACCCGUCGUCAAAAUAUAAAUCAUCCGCAGCUGCUCUCCAGGGCUUAGGAGCUAUGUUGUUACCGUCUGCUGGAGAUAUUACUCGGCUAUUGAGUCACCUUGACUGCAGAGUAUCCUACAAACAACACCCUCUACAAGAAUACGAUUAUCGCAUUAACAACCUUGCAGUAGAUCUUCGAGAUGGUAUACUUCUUACGAGGCUGGUAGAACUACUUCUAUACCCAUCCGCUUCAGCUGUACUCUCUCAAGAACAUGGCCCUGAUGCCACCUCCACUGCACUAGCCAUGCCAACGGGAGAAAUCUUGCCUCUUGUAGAAGGAGAGGAAGACUGGAUACUCUCUCAACAUCUAAAGAUACCCUGCAUUGGUCGGGCAACGAAAUUAUUCAACGUGCAAAUUGCGCUAGGCGCUCUGGCCGUCGUUCGGGGCUUUGGCAGCAUAGCCCAAGAGAUCCGUGCCGAGGAUAUCGUCGAUGGAAACCGCGAAAAAACCAUAGCGCUGCUGUGGGGCCUUGUUGGGAAAUGGGGGUUGUCUGUCUUGGUGGACUGGGACGAUGUUAGGAGGGAAAUUCGACGGUUGGAAAUGAAAGCGGCAACUUGUGGUGCAGGUAGUGGAAGCAGGCGCGAAUCCGAAGCUAGCAGUGAAGAGGUAGAAGAAGAAGAAGAAGAAGAGGAAAAAGAGGAAGCAGAUUUCGAUGCAUGCUAUGAGAGGCACUCGUUCCUUCUCAAGAAAUGGGCGUCAUGCCUUGCGCGACUUGGGGGAGUUCGACUUGAUAACUUGACAACGAGCUUUGCUGACGGGCGGAUUUUCGGGAGCAUCGUGGACGAAUACGAGGGCUUCAUCGUUGGGGAGGAAGGGAAGCUGAAUAGCUCAACAAGCUUGGAUGUGAGACUGAGGUUUUUGGGCUGCAGUCGUCAAUUUGCCUCGCUUGUGACCCCGUCACCUUCACCUUUAGGCGUAUCCUCAUCUCAUUUUUUUGAUCGGGAUUGCACUCUCUCAGCUCUGGCUUUUCUUUGUAGUAGGCUUCUACCUGCCUCGAAAAGGGCGCGGGCAGCGAUUGUUCUACAAUCAGCUUGGAGACGAACGCAUGCUCGACGUCAACUCCAAAAACGCAUCAUCCUGGGAAAGAUCGCAACGGAAUGUAUGGAGGUUGUACAGGAGAGGAAGAGGUUACUAUGGGCAAAGGGUAUCAUCGUUCGUUGGUGGAGGAAUGUCGGGGGUAACAGUGGGAAGAAGAAAUGCCUCAUAAGGAAAACUGGGGCCUCUUCUGACAAACAUCCAGCAAGAAAAUUGAGAGCUACAGCUCAUCCUAGAAAUAAAGCAGUGUCGAGGAGAUGGAGUGCCAAAGUUGCUUUCACGGAAGAUGCUGACCUGGGCCAAGGUCAAGACGGGCGGUUGGCGACGGGUGAUCUUCAACCUAUAGAGGAGGAUCUAUGGCUUGACCUUUGA
This is a messenger RNA of Histoplasma mississippiense, 3270 nucleotides long. RefSeq lists its product with no specific name. The transcript is spliced from 3 exons. Gene Ontology annotation, molecular function: protein binding. Lineage: Eukaryota; Fungi; Ascomycota; Eurotiomycetes; Onygenales; Ajellomycetaceae. The record is from RefSeq and is a predicted model, not a curated record. Bases 1 to 3270 code for a protein of 1089 amino acids. Gene Ontology annotation, biological process: mitotic cell cycle; establishment of meiotic spindle localization; spindle organization. Gene Ontology annotation, cellular component: spindle pole.